AUGGCCAAAAACCAAGACUCUGAGAGAGUCUCAGUUUCAGCACCACCCCAACCGCAAAGACCAGUCAUAACACUGCCACCGAGGCCUUCCGCUGAGGCCCUUUUCAGCGGCGGAUCUGGAGCCAGCCCGGGUCCGAUGACGCUGGUCUCAAGCUUCUUCCCCGACACAUACCCUGACUCAGAGUACAGGUCCUUCUCUCAGCUCCUGGCCGGAGCCAUGGGCUCGCCUAUGGGGUCCACAAGGCCAAUCCAAUUUAACGAAAACCCAGUUGAUGGUUCGGCCCAAUUAGAAGGAGGCUCUGAAAAUGGCGGUGAGAACAAGUCUGGGUUUAAGCAGAGUAGGCCUAUGAAUUUGAUGGUGGCUCGGUCGCCAUUGUUCACUGUUCCACCUGGAUUGAGUCCCUCUGGGUUGCUUAACUCGCCUGGCUUCUUUUCACCUCCGAGUCCAUUUGGAAUAUCACACCAGCAGGCCUUGGCGCAGGUUACUGCCCAAGCUGCACUAGCCCAAUCUCGUAUGCACAUGCAAGCUGAAUAUCAACCUUCGUCAGUAGGAGCUCCCACAGAGCCACAGGCAUAUCAUUCAUCCAUAAUGCCCAAUGAAGCAUCUCAACAGCAGACAUUACCUUCAACAUCUGACCAUAGAAGUUCCACGAGGCAAUCAUCAGAGGCCUCUCAUUCUGAUAGGAAAUACCAACCUUCAUCUGUGGCCACUGAUAGGCCUGCAGAUGAUAGCUACAACUGGCGGAAAUAUGGGCAGAAGCAGGUUAAGGGCAGUGAGUAUCCUCGAAGUUACUACAAAUGCACACAUCUGAAUUGCCCUGUCAAAAAGAAAGUGGAGCGUUCUCCUAAUGGCGAAAUAACUGAGAUUAUAUACAAAGGGCAGCAUAACCAUGAAGCCCCUCAACCUAAACGUGGAAAAGAUGGUGGUGAUCUGAACGGACACUUGCAUUCGCAGCCUAGGCCUGAAAAUGGAUUGCAAAGAUUGGUUGGAGAUUCAAACGGGUCUAGUGAAAAUAUAGCUUCUCACUCAAUGCUUGAGAGGCAUCAAGAAUCUACUCAAGCUGCUCCUGGACAGUUACCAGGGGCAAGUGACAGUGAAGAGCUACGCGAUGGGGAAAUUAGAGAAGAGGGGGAUGCUGAUGAACCAAAUCCAAAGAGAAGGAACAUAGAUGUUGGGGCAUCUGAGGUAGCUUUGUCACACAAGACAGUGACAGAACCAAAAAUCAUUGUGCAAACAAGAAGUGAAGUCGAUCUUCUAGAUGAUGGCUACAGGUGGCGCAAGUAUGGACAGAAGGUGGUCAAAGGGAAUCCUCAUCCAAGAAGCUAUUACAAAUGCACUUUUGCGGGGUGCAAUGUCCGUAAGCAUGUUGAGAGAGCUUCCACUGACCCCAAGGCUGUCAUCACUACAUACGAGGGGAAACAUAACCAUGAUGUUCCAGCAGCUAGAAACAGCAGCCACAACACAGCCAAUAACAAUGCAUCACAGUUAAAACCACUGGCGGUUGUGGCAGAGAAGCAUCCCCUUCUUAAAGGGAGAGAAUUCGGAAACAAUGACCAGAGACCAGUACUUCUACAGCUAAAAGAAGAGCAAAUCUUUGUGUAA
Prunus armeniaca (apricot) is the source of this 1602-nucleotide messenger RNA. NCBI's taxonomy places the organism in Eukaryota, Viridiplantae, Streptophyta, Magnoliopsida, Rosales, Rosaceae. The record is from the annotation of a GenBank genome assembly.